This is a messenger RNA of Fusarium vanettenii 77-13-4, 3148 nucleotides long. RefSeq lists its product as uncharacterized. The record is from RefSeq and is a predicted model, not a curated record. Bases 142 to 2799 code for a protein of 885 amino acids. The transcript is spliced from 3 exons. Lineage: Eukaryota; Fungi; Ascomycota; Sordariomycetes; Hypocreales; Nectriaceae.
ACUCUUGCUUCCCCGCGUUCACCACCGGACCAGAACAAGCCCCUUCCUCCUCCGCCGCCGAACCCGGGCUCUGAGCCAGACAAUGCCAGCUCGUCCCCGUCAAAGCCAAAGCCCUCGCCCGUUCUGAAGUUGGAUAGAAUCAUGGCCACUCUUACCGAGUCUGAGAUUGAGAAGCUCUUCUCGGGCGCACCCCAGUACUUUGCCCGCAGCGAGGGUCAUUGCUCUGGCGCACCCAAUCCCAGUGUCGCCUUUCCCUUUGACGAAGCAUUGGAGAUCCGCGACUUGACCGACCACGUCCAGAUCGAGGACAGGGCCUGGAGCGGUCUCACUGCAUGGCCUCAUCUCACCCGCGAUCUCAAUCAUGAUGCCGUCGCCCAGAAGAAGGCCGUCGAGUCCCGCAAGGCCCACUUCUUCAUCCGCUGCCGGGAACGCCCCAAUAUGCUAAGCAUGCAGGGCCUCGAGAAGGGAACCAUGGGUUACUCGGCUGCCCUUGAGCUCGCUGUCGGUGAUUCUCUCCAGGAAGAGCAAUGGGGUUUUGACAGCGUCGGCAAAAAGGCUCAGGCCAUUGUCGAGGCACGCGAGCGUAUGCUUUCCCCGCUGGGGUACUUGCGCCGCCUCCCCGAGUCAGAGAUCCUCGACCGCAUCAAGCGCAAUGGCGAGUUGUAUCGCGUCAAUGAUCUCCGCAAGAAGACGACUGUCCAAACGUACCAGGACCUAUUUCACACUUUUAUGCGUCCUGUCAAUUCUGUCGUCGACAAGCGCGACCAUUACAGUCUGACCAACCAGAUCAAUGCCCUCCUCAAGUGUCUGGGUACUGCCAAUGUCUGGUUUGACUUUACCCAUGUUGAGUGGAGGAUCAGGUUAGGUCAGAUCCUCUGGGGAGGUGCCGACAACGAUGACCUUGACGAUGCCUCCUCCAUUCACGAUGCUACUAGUGCUAGUGAGCGUGCUGAGGAGAAAUACUGGCUUCUCAUGCAGAUUCUCGUUGCUACCGAAUUGCUCAUCCGAUUAGACGCCAUCACCGAGGGCGAGGAGUAUGGCGUCGAAGCUUUCCGCCCCAUUGACGUCGUUCACUUUGAAAGGGCUGCCACCCCCAUGGUCAAGUGGUCGUUGCAUCUUGCCCGAAGCUGGCUUGAGAAUGUCGAGAUUGAAAAGGCCGAGGAUUCUACCCCAAAGGGAACCGUUACCCCUCCCGGAUCAUCGUCAGGCUGGCUUGGAUCGUUGGUCAGCAAGUUCACCUUCCGCCAACGCCAGGAGGAGGCCACGCCCACCUCAAACUAUAGUUAUACCAUUAAGGGCCGUCACUCACAGCAACAAGUCGAGGGUCUCACCCAUUUCGCAAAGAAGAUCCACUGGCCCGGCAUCGAUACCUACGAAGGCCUCAUUGCGAAGAGCGCCCGUCAGUCAAUGGGCAUUGCGCCAUCUCCUGCGCUUGUCAAGACUCCCAAGGAAAAUGGCUCUAAGCGAGCAUCGUACUUCGGGGCAUGGGACCGACCGGCUGGCGAGAAGAACGUCAACAAGCCCCAGCCUCAGCGACGAAAGCUCGCUGCUGCUCUACACUCCUCGGGAUGGCUUUCCAAAUCAUACAUCUUUGGAUUGAUGCUUCCAGGUGAGGGCGUGUAUCAUUUCUUGAUGGCUACCCUCCUCGAGAAUGAUAAGAAUGCCAUGGCAAAGCUGGGCCCGUUUGCCAAUCUGUGUGGCGGCUUUGUGUACUCUGGCAAGAGUUUCUGGAGCACGUCUUGCAUUGUUGGCCGAGUUAUUGCAGCUGGCAAGGGAUCAGCCGAGUGCAUGGGAUGGGUCUCUAGCGACAUUCUGCCCCUUGGUCUCGAUGAGGGCUGGGUUAACAUUGAGGUCGAAGACGUAGCUGAGGAUAAUGCUCACCUUGGAAAGAAGGCAAGACUCUGGGCAAAGAAGCGAGUUGAGCGAGAGUCUUCCAUCCUCGGAGAUGCCGACGAAUACUCUGUUCUCCCUGCCGACUUUAUCAUCCCCCACGAAAACAACUAUUCUACUCCUCCGCCGUUGAUGAGUGUUACGCUGCGAUCCCUGGAGCUGCUCGCUCCCGCCAACUCUAUCCAGGCUACGCCUUUCGCCAAGUCAGCUUCUCUCGCGGGCUCCAACACCAAGGACCCUGAACUUCUCUCGUUCCCCGCCAACAUCAACUUUGGUGUUUCGAUUGACGGAUUUACUCCUGAGAACUUUUCGUUCUCGCUCUCUUACGAUAUAAGCUUUGUCACCGCGCAUCCAUGCUCGCCAUCGCAUCGCGUUCGCUUCUUAAAGUCUCCAUCUAGUCCAACAAUUCAGCAAAUUGAUGUCUCUGGUUCCGAUAUGCUGGGCAAGAGCUCUCGCCCGGCACACAGGACAGGACAUCCCUUACACAAGUGGUAUAACUACACGGUUAUGCACAUCUCGGAACUCCUGAAGAGACAGCAGGCUCCGCUCUCGGAGCUCCUUGCUGUUCCUCAGACUCACCGUCGCUCACCUUCGCGAAUGGGUAGCGAGCGUGUUCUUGUAAUCGAUUGCAUCACCAACCUAGCCGAGGUUCCUCAGUCUCCGACCAUAGAGAGACUCACUUCAAAGUACAACAUUGUUCAGCGACGAGGCAGUUUCCCUGCCGCGGAGCAGAUGCACUUUGAGUCACGAAAGCGACAGUUUGGCUCGGACAUGGAAAUUUUGGUCCGUGCCCUCUGUGCUCAAAAAGGCUGGAAUGCCAUCAUCAGCCGGCGCAAGAGAGGAUGUCUGGCCUGCGCGAUUCGCGAGGCCGGGGCGUUGCAGUGGAAGGUCAUCAUCAGGGUGGAGUAGGUCGAGUCCCUAUUCUGACUUGGCUACAAGCAAAGUGCAUGUUUCGGCGUUUCUACUAUGGGAUUGUUUUUGGAUUUUUGGCGCGGGACUGUAUGGAACUGAGCGCAUGUUAUGGGACUGACUAUGGGUUAUGGGUGGAUGGAUUGUGAUGAUCUGAUGUAUUGCUGAUGUUGUCGACGCAAAUUUUGGGAGGAUACCCGUUGUCAUGUAUAUACACGCUCAUGAUGCAGCGGCGUCUGUGUCGACCAUUGUGUUACGCUGCCUGGUGCAAUCCCCUCUCGUAACAGGCCCCGUCGAGGGCUCUAUAAAAGAUGAUAAGUGUAUCUCGAAUAAGUCAAUUGCUUCAAUC